UCUAAUUUGGAAACUCACCAGCGCGACUAGCUUGACCAAACACACAAUGACAUCGCAGACACCCCCGACGGAGCAGGCACAGGCAACAGCCAGCUCGACUGAGCGCCCUCCAGUGUCGACAUGGAACCCUAACAACGACCCGGCGAAGACGGGCUACGACCCGACCAAGCGAUGGGCGAACUACUUCAACAUCCUGCUGGGCAAGAUGAGCCAGGAGGGCCAGGAGGCAUUUCGUGAGGACGCAUACAUCCGCAACGAGGCGCGAGACUGCAGUAACUGCGACAAGUGGCGGGACUACCUGUUCGAGUACUCGCCGACCAUCCGUUUCAUGUCCAAGAACAUCAUGGACCUGAAUGGCAAGCUGGACCGGAGUAACGUGCAGUGUCGCCGGUGUCCUACGCGGCGAGUUAUUGGAGAGGAUGGGAAGGAGCAUACGGUUAGGCAGGGGGGCGGGUUCAGUCCGGAUCACGGCAUUUUGAUCUGUGCGAAUGAGAUGAGGAAUCAGGGACAUCUGGAGGAUACGUUGGCGCACGAGAUGGUACAUGCUUGGGAUCAUUUGAGGUGGAAGGUAGACUGGUCGGACUUACGGCAUGCGGCGUGCACAGAGAUUCGAGCAUCCAGCCUGAGCGGCGAGUGCAGGUGGACCAGAGAGUUCUUCGUAAGGAACAACUUCACGCUCACACAACAACACCAGAACUGCGUCAGAAACAGGGCUAUUCGGUCCGUCAUGAAUCGUCCAAGCUGCAAGGACGAUGUACAUGCGACCAAGGUGGUCAACGAAGUUUGGGACUCAUGUUUUGCGGAUACCCGGCCAUUCGACGAGAUCUACCGGUAAUGUGUUAUAUCACGACCACAUUGCGUUUGUACAACAGU
Messenger RNA from Pseudogymnoascus destructans, 873 nucleotides. It is a transcript of the gene ATP23, whose product is annotated as Mitochondrial inner membrane protease atp23. Gene Ontology annotation, biological process: mitochondrial protein processing; mitochondrial proton-transporting ATP synthase complex assembly. Gene Ontology annotation, molecular function: metalloendopeptidase activity. Lineage: Eukaryota; Fungi; Ascomycota; Leotiomycetes; Thelebolales; Thelebolaceae. Gene Ontology annotation, cellular component: extrinsic component of mitochondrial inner membrane. The record is from RefSeq and is a predicted model, not a curated record. The transcript is spliced from 2 exons. The coding region runs from base 47 to 835 and encodes 262 amino acids.